AUGGCGCGGCCAACACGAGACUCUGCUGGAGCAUUGAGCAGGCUGGAGAGUCAGUUUGGGUCAGCUGUCCUGGCCAUGUCAUCUCUCAACCUCUUGUGCACCCCCAGCCUACUUGUUGGGGGUGAUAGCGGAGAGCAGAGUGAGAAAAAGAGACGGCCUUGCAAGCACUGUUCAGCAACAGCUAAAACAUUGAAAACACACCUGAAAAGUAUUUGUCUGCAAUAUCAGCUGUAUCUUCUCCUGAACAGCCAUUUCUUUUGCCUUUUAAAGAAUGAGAUGGGACUAAUCAUCUUCUUCCUAUGUGCUUAUGUACCAAAGACAGCAGCAGGUCAUUGCAAGUGGGCGGAAGUUCUGAAAGAUUUGGAGCAGAUCAAGACAUCCAAAGACAUUGAUGUCAGUUUAUAUACUGCAAACACAGAUGAGGAUAAAGAAUGCCAAGAACCUGUAAUGAGAUGCUUUUUGUUAGAGACGAAAGUGAUUCUUCAGGAAUGUCUUAUCAAAAAUUGUAGUAAAACACAGGAUGUAUUGAACAUAUGGAAAAAUGGAAACGCAAGCUUAGAAAAUAACAAAUUGAAUUCCACAACAUCAGCAAAAUGCAAAGAAUGCGAAGAGUAUGAAGAAAAAAAUUUUACAGAAUUUAUAGAGAGUUUUGUAAAGGUUAUACAGAAGGAAUGCAAGCACUGA
Fulmarus glacialis (Northern fulmar) is the source of this 684-nucleotide messenger RNA. RefSeq names its product interleukin 15 (gene IL15). NCBI's taxonomy places the organism in Eukaryota, Metazoa, Chordata, Aves, Procellariiformes, Procellariidae. The record is from RefSeq and is a predicted model, not a curated record. The transcript is spliced from 7 exons. Gene Ontology annotation, molecular function: cytokine activity; cytokine receptor binding. Bases 1 to 684 code for a protein of 227 amino acids. Gene Ontology annotation, cellular component: extracellular region. Gene Ontology annotation, biological process: positive regulation of cytokine production; immune response; neutrophil activation.